AUAUAUGAGAGAGAUAUGAGAGUUAGAUAUAAAUGAGAGAUGCCAUUUCAUUGGGUGAUGGGAUGUAGAGUUGAUCUCCUCAGUGACUUCUCUGGUGAUUGGAUCAGUCCUGUAUGAGGUGACCUUGUCUGGCAGUGGAUCCCAGUGAUCGCAAUGCUCUGCAGGCAUCACGUCAUUGCUAUGUGCAGACUAGGAGUUCUAUAGGAGCCGCACACUCCAGUCCUGGCUCCAUCCAUCCGGGCUUUCCUUCCUCUCAGCAUCUCCUUCCCCAUAGCCCCUGGAGGCAGGUGCUGAGCCCGCAGCCAUGUCCUGCCUCGUAGAAGGGUUUGCUGGAAGCGGCCGGGGAAUGCAGCAUCAGCAGCAUUAAUUCACAGCCGGAGCGGUGCCCAUUGUGACCGGCAUUCUAUUCCCCGAAGCUGCGCUCUAGUGCUGACUGCUGCCAGCGUGCGUUGCCUAGUGACAGGCGGCUGUCAGCCUGGUGCGCUGGGAGUGGCACUGCCUGGCUUUGUACGCUGCACACACCGGCACAUUGCAGUCUGCUCGGGAGCGGGGAGCAUCUUCACCGGGAAAUGCUUUACUGGCUGAGGGAAGAAGAGAUGUCACACCAGGAGCUCACCCAGAGGCUGUCCACGGUCAUCACCCAUGUUGAUGAAAUAAUGCAGCAAGAGAUCAGGCCACUGCUCGCUGUCGAUAUAAUGGAACAACUUCACAGACAGUUUGCUACAUUGCCUGGAGGCAGAGGAAAGGAUGGAGCACCCAUAAUAUCCUUCCCUGAAUAUCCUAACUUCACUGAGAUUCCUGACGAUGAUUUUCUAAAUGUUGUUACCUAUUUAACAAGUAUUCCAAGUCUUGAGGCUGCCAGCAUUGGGUUUAUCAUCAUUAUAGACAGACGGAAGGAUAAGUGGAGCUCAGUAAAAGCAUCGCUCACUCGUAUAGCUGGAGCCUUUCCAGGGAAUCUGCUGUUGGUUUUUGUUUUGCGCCCAUCUCGGUUUAUACAGAGGACUAUUGCGGACAUCGGGAUUAAACUCUACAGAGAUGACUUUAAAAUGAAGGUACCGAUUAUUAUGCUCAAUUCUGUUUCGGAUCUUCAUGGAUACAUUGACAAAAGCCAGUUAACCUGUGAACUGGGGGGUAACUUGGAAUACAGCCAUGGUCAAUGGAUACAGCAUAGAACAGCCAUUGAGAGCUUUGCUCAAGUUGUGAAAACUACAGCCCAGAAUUUACAGACAUUUGGAACCAGUCUGGCAGAGACAGAACUCCCCAAUGAUGUCAUAUGCACAGAGGAGCUUCUCCUGUCACAUACAGAGCAUCAGACCAAACUGAAAGAUGAUUUAAAACUAGCAGUGCAACAAGGUGGGACUCUGCUCUCAUGUAUAAAGGAGCCAGUGUCCAAAGACCCAAACUGCAAACUGACUGCGGAUGAGCUGGAGAACAUGGCUACUGUAGAAAGGUUACUGGCUCAGUUGGAUGAAACCGAAAAAGCUUUCAGUCAUUUUUGGAACCGCCAUCAUCUGAAGUUAGAACAAUGCUUGCAACUACGCCACUUUGAACAUGAUUUCCGAGAGCUUAAGCUUACACUGGAUGCCCUGAUGGAUGCUCAAGCUUCCUUUACAGACAUAGGAGACAGUGUGUCAAAAGUAGAGCAACUUCUUAAAGAGUUAAAGCAACAGGAGGAGAAAGGACAGGGUAUGCUGGAGAAAGCCCAACUACAUGCUUUUCACGGAGAUCAGCUAAUACAAAAUAACCACUAUGCUGUAGACUCCAUUAGACCAAAAUGCAUAGAGCUCAGACGCAUCUGUGAUGAUUUCACCAAUGAAACCAAGAAAAAGUAUGACAUCCUGGGAAAAUCAUUAGCGCUACACCAACAACUUGACAAGGCUAACCAGUGGUGUGAAGAUGGAAUCUACCUGCUAGCCUCUCAAGCUGUGGAUAAAUGUCAGUCGCAGGAUGGUGCCGAGUCAGCUCUACGAGACAUUGAGAAAUUCAUUGGUAGUUCAAAGGUGCACCAGCUGUCAAAUCCUACUGAUUUUUACCACAAGUAUGAAGUCAUUCUUACUGCUGAAAUAAAGGCAAGUGUCCAGAAAGUACUACAGAAGUUGGCUGAUGUUCAGGAAAUGUUUGAGAAAAGACAAGCAAGCUUGAAGAAGCUGGCAGCCAAACAGACACGGCCUGUCCAGCCUGUGGCUCCACAUCCAGAGUCCUCUCCAAAAAGAGCAUCUCCUAAAACGACUAGGCCAACAUCUCUAGCGACCACUCGAAGAGCUCCAGAGAUUCCCUCUGCACCUCCAAAGUCACUGUCCGAAGCUGACCUGUCCAGAAAACGAAACAAUAAAAAGGCUAAAGGUGGUAUAAAGAUUGAAGUCAUGCAUGAAGCAAGUCAAGGUGGGACAAGCAGAUCCCUUGUGAUGAGUGAAAGCGAGGAGAACCUCUGCACUAGAAAAAGCCAUAUUAUAAAUGAACUCAUAGAAACAGAACGUGUCUAUGUCGAGGAGCUUCAGAGUAUCAUUGAGGGUUAUGCAUCAUCACUGGACGAUCCUGAAAUGAACCCUUUGAUUCCUGUGGUAUUACAAAACAACAAAGAUGUCCUUUUCGGAAACCUUCCUGAAAUAUAUGAAUUUCAUAAGAGAACUUUUUUAAGAGAAUUGGAAAAGUGCAUUGAAGAUGCAGAUUCUCUUGGAAGAUGUUUUUUAAAAAGGAAGGAAGAUCUUCAGAUUUAUGAAAAGUAUUGCCAAAAUAAGCCAAGGUCAGAAGCUCUUUGGAGACAGUGUGCUGAAAGUAUUUUUUUUCAGGAAUGUCAAAGGAAACUGGAUCACAAACUUUCUUUAGAUGCUUAUCUCUUGAAACCGGUCCAGAGAAUCACCAAGUAUCAGUUGCUUUUAAAGGAAAUGCUUAAGUGUAGCAAAAAUUCUGAAGGAACAGCCGAAUUAGAAGAAGCCCUUGCAACAGUGUUGGAUAUUAUAAAAUCUGUGAAUGACUCUAUGCACCAAAUAGCCAUUACUGGAUAUGAGGGGGAUCUCGGUGAGCUUGGAAAGCUUCUUAUGCAGGGAUCAUUUAAUGUGUGGACUGAUCACAAGAAAGGGCAUAAUAAAGUAAAAGAUCUAGCAAGAUUCAAGCCUAUGCAAAGGCACCUCUUUCUUUAUACCAAAACACUUCUCUUCUGCAAGAAGAGGGAGGAAAGCACAGAAGGACAUGAGAAAUCCCCUUCCUACAGCUUUAAGAAUGCAUUGAAGAUGAGCUCUGUUGGCAUCACUGAAAAUGUAAAAGGAGAUAACAAGAAGUUUGAAGUUUGGUUUAAUGGCAGAGAAGAAGUGUACAUUAUACAGGCAUCAACUAUUGAGUUGAAAACUCUUUGGGUUUCUCAGAUUCGAAAAGUUUUGACUGGUCAGCUUGAAGCAUGCAGAGAGGCAAGCCAGUUGCAUCAGAGGAUAACUGAGAGUGUGUACCAUGCCCCAAUGAAUUCAUUUGUUAGCAGGCCAAAUAAAACAUCAUUAAACAAUCAAAACAAAGCAGAAUCAGCCAGCAAUAACAACAAAAACAGAACAUCAAGUCCAAGUGGGAGACAAGCUAAAGCUGAUAAUCCUGCCAGUCAUAACCGUGAGCGCUCAGCGCUUGCUAGAAAGAGGUUCACAUUACAGGGCCUUUCGAACCGCAGGGCCCCACCCAAAGAGGCAGAAUCUAAAGAGAAAGAAGUUGCGCGUCGCUUUUCAUUAGCUUCUUCUAUCAGUUCAACAGCUAUUAAAGUUCCUGCUCGCAGAAAAGGUCCACUUGGUCCAGAUGUUAAAGCAAAAAGGCAUGAAAUAAAGAGCGACCCAACACCACUGGGUCUUGAAGAUUGGCCAAAGCAUCUUAAUUCACUGGAAACAUUUGAAGAUUUUUCUGCUAUUCCUUCUAGCAAUGAUGAACUUUCAAAUUCUGAUAUUGAUGAAGAAACCACUACAACAAAAGUUUCAAGCCUUUUCUGUGUUGAAAGUAGUUUUGAGACAUGCUCACCAACAGCCUUUUUCCUUCAACCAGGGGAUGUAGUGCAAUUUCAGCAAUGUGGAGAGAAUGGACAGUGGUUAGUGAAAGAACUUGUUUCAAAACGAAAAGCCUGGGUACCUUCCAGUAUAUUAACACCGAAAACAACUGCUAACAUCUGUCUAAAAGAUAACAGUGCAGCUUACAGUGAAACAAGUCAGAUGUCAUCAGUAACUUCCAAUAUAAAAGAGAAGCAGAAUGAACAUAAAAGAAGUCUUGUUGCGGAGCAAAAGGUUGUAAGUUGAACUUACUUCAGCUGAAAUUUUUUUUAUCCAGUGAGCUACAUUGCAACCUAAGUUGCCUCAGCCAUCGUGAAUCUACAGACAACUGGCUUAUUGUUCAGCUAUAUAGCUGCGAGAAGAUCAGCAAAGUGUUUUAUCCAUACAAAAUGCUGGACUUCGUUUUUUUUUUCUUGGCCUAUAUUAGGUCUACAGCAGAGAGAAACAUGAACUAUGCUUUAAGCUCUGUGCAGCUUUUUGGCUCUGCUUGUUGACAGACUAUUGUAUUUCUAUAUUGUGAUCAUUUCCUAUUGACUUGAUUUACAUACUUUUUAAAUGCACAGAUCAAAGCUUUACUGCAGAAGCACCUUCCAAAAAUGUCUGCAAAUACGAAGACUGUGCAGCUCCCCUGUUCACGAGUUACAAAUGUAUUAUAUCUUUAGUAAAACUGAGUCAUCAUGUCAAACAUGUCAUCAUUUGUGUGGAUCAGCUCUUUCUGGGAACCUUUUUUCACCUAACAGACAGAAUGUAGGUUUACAAUCAUUUUAUAACUGACUUUUAAUUGAACACCUCGGGAGAAAAGGAAAAUUGUAGGGGGACCGAUUCUCUCUGAAGAGACCCAUUGGUAUAUGGAGACCUACUUUCAGGCAAUGAUUCGUGGGAAACAUAUUUAAACUAGCUCUCCUUCAGAGGGAAGACAACUAUCUCAUUCUAGCCAAACCUCUUCCUAAUGGCUUCUUUUAAAUUAUCCAAAUGGGUUAACUAGAAACGUGGCAUCUGUCUGUAUAUUCUUUUUUUUUUAUGUAUGUAACACUUGCCAUAAGACUUUGACACUGUAUUGCUUGUGAUGUGCAUACAUGUUUUCAAAGGAGAUAACCUCAUAAAUUGUAAUCUUUUCACAACAUAAAGGGACCUACUGCCUUUUGUGCUUCAGACUACAAUGUAUCAGUUUUUAUACAUUUUCUACAAAUGUUGGAUUAAUGAUGGUGGCCUAUGUACAGUCAUGCUAAACUAUGAACCUUUCUGUAUUAAUGUUUUAAGAGCCUCAAAUUACUACGCUGUGCUGCUGGAGGACCCUUUUUUCUCAUGUCCUAAUCUCAUUCUGUGGUUCCUUGAAUGUCUGUCUACUUUCAAUUACAUUCCUACUCAGUCUGAUACUUGAAAAUAAACACUUACAUGUUUUAAUUGUUAUUUCGACAAA
This is a messenger RNA of Hyla sarda, 5436 nucleotides long. RefSeq names its product MCF.2 cell line derived transforming sequence-like 2 (gene MCF2L2). NCBI's taxonomy places the organism in Eukaryota, Metazoa, Chordata, Amphibia, Anura, Hylidae. The transcript has 33 exons. Gene Ontology annotation, biological process: intracellular signal transduction. Bases 570 to 4262 code for a protein of 1230 amino acids. The record is from RefSeq and is a predicted model, not a curated record. Gene Ontology annotation, molecular function: guanyl-nucleotide exchange factor activity; protein binding. Gene Ontology annotation, cellular component: cytoplasm.